CUGAGUCCAAGCGCAGUCUGCUGGAUACCAGAGUGGGAGAGAGAGAAGGAGAGAGAGAGAGGCGAGCCUUGAAAUCUCUGCGGUGCAGAGCUGGAAAAGCUGCUUCUCAGCGAAAAUCAGACGCCCUAUUUACUCCGCUUUAUUCGCUCCUGACAUUUUCCUGGAGAAAAAAGGGACUUACAAGUAAGAAGUUGCAACGAGGACUGGUGCCCGUCUCAGCGAACAAAUGUGGUAUCUCUUUUAUGAUUAUUUAUGUAGAUUUUUUGGUGUGAAUACACUUCUACUGAGUGGACUGAGGUUUUUACUUUUGCACUGAGACGCAUUGCUUUCUACCUCCUGCCUGGUCUCUGCCAGAUUAUCCCAGCACAAGUAGGCUAUAUGACGCAAACCGUUUGCAGAGCAUUAGUCUGAAAGUUUUCCUCCGCUACUUUUUUUUUUUUUUUCCUUUUCCUUUUUCCACCAAUCAAACGGUGUUUCAUGCUACAGCAAGUCAGUGCACAGCUGUGGAGGAGCCAAAAGAACUAUUGCAUGAAACAAGAAAGGAGAGAAGAGACACUGAUUAAGAAGUCAGUUUUUGCGACGCUCGCAAGUACCUUUGCAUAUCUGCAAAAGAGCCGCGACAACAACAUGAGUGCAGAGCUGAGCAUGGGCCCGGAGCUACCCAGCAGCCCUCUGGCUCUGGAAUAUGUCAACGAUUUUGACCUGAUGAAGUUUGACGUGAAGAAGGAAGGCCUGGCCGGGCUGGAGCGCAACGGUGUGCGCCAGUGUAACCGCCUGCAGCCCCAGGGCUCUGUGUCCUCCACCCCCAUCAGCACACCCUGCAGCUCGGUGCCCUCCUCACCCAGCUUCAGCCCCACAGAGCAGAAAAACCACCUAGAGGAGCUCUACUGGAUGCCGACGAACGGCGGGUACCACCAGCAGAUAGACCCGCAGACGCUAAGCCUGACCCCGGAGGACGCGGUGGAGGCCCUGAUUGGAGCCACGGCUCACGGCCACCCUCCGCCUCCGCACGUCCAACAACAGCUGCAGCAGCAAGGGGCUUUCGAGGGCUACAGGGGCCCGCACCACCACCACAGUCACCACGGCCACGGCCAGCAGCACCACCACCCAUAUGCGGGGGGCAUCCCGCACCACGCCGAGGAACUGUCCGGGCACCCGGGCGGACACAACCACCCACACAGCCAGCACCACCACCACCACAGCCAGGACCCCGACAGCCCGUCCCCGGUAUCCCCAGAGUCCCACCAGCCGCUCCAUCACCACCGCCACCAUCACCACCACCAUCCGCACGGACACCUGAACCAGUCCGGGCCGCACCACGGCUCCGGGGGCGGACUCAACGUGGAGGACCGCUUCUCCGACGACCAGCUGGUGUCCAUGUCGGUGAGGGAGCUCAACAGACACCUACGGGGCUUCACCAAGGACGAGGUCAUCCGCCUGAAGCAGAAGAGGAGGACCCUGAAGAACCGGGGCUACGCGCAGUCCUGCCGGUUCAAGCGCGUGCAGCAGAAGCACGUGCUGGAGAACGAGAAGACGCAGCUGAUGAACCAGGUGGAGCAGCUGAAGGCGGAGAUCAGCCGGCUGGCCAGGGAGAGGGACGCCUACAAACUCAAGUGUGAGAAACUGACGGGCUCAGGGGCCAAUAACGGGUUCCGUGAGGCUGGUUCCACCAGUGACAACCCUUCAUCUCCAGAGUUUUUCAUGUGAGUUGUCAUAGCCUUUUUGUUGUGAACCCCCUCACAACAAACUUCCCCCUCACCUUUCCUUUUCUCCACAAAAGACAGACUGGCUGAUGAACAAAUAAUAAUCCACACCUCCCAUACUCUUUAUGAUUAUACUAAUACGGUAACAAUUAUAUUCAUAUUAGAAGAAUAAUCCAUCAGAUAGUAUUCUCAUAUAUAAUCAUCUCUCCAUCCACGUGUCAACUGAGAUACAAAGAGCAAUGUAGAGUGUCUGACCAGUCGCAGCAUCUUUGUAGAUUAGUUGCUUGUAGUGAAGAGACUUUUUUUCUUCUUCAAAGAAGAGGACCGGCUGAUAUUUUUUUUUUCCUUUAAGGCUACAGCUUUUCAAUGAUCUGUAAGUAGUGUGGGAUGGCGUCGAGGCAGUUGUCUUGUACUUUUGUUUUCCAAAACGAUGACAUUAUGAAACAACAAGUAGGCCUGACUGCGCAGCCUGCGACACAAGAUUCACAUUCGACAAGUGGGCCCAUAAUCUGAGAAAAUCUCCAAAAUCAAGACUUCGUUUUAUGCAAAUUAAACUUCUGUCUACAAACCCGUCACGGGGGGGACAUUUUAUGCAACAUCUCAUUGAUUUAUUGCCUGCUUGGUUAUAUUCGAAUAUAUAUUGAAACAAAAAAUCUGCAUUAAAUAUUAAUCCUGCAUGCUGGACAUGUACGGUAAUAAUUUCUAUUUUGUACUUUCAUCUUCUCGUGUAUAUUAAGAGCAUGUUGUUGAUCUGCGCUUCUCCAUAGUUUGGGGGGUUAGAGAAAUGCAAAGGGGACAGAACAGCAGGACUGCCGGUGCAGUAUCAUAUGGUGUGGGUUUCUUUGGGCUUGUAAAUAUUAUGCAACCGCAAAACUGCACAACAAGAUUGAGGAGGCUGGUUUGAACUUCUUCUUCUUGAGUUGUGUUUUUAUUUCACUUAUUUUUUAUUGUUAUCAUUUGGGGUAUAGACUGAGAGAGGAGUGCAUUUUUUCAGUUGCAUUUAAAUACAACAAACUUUGUGUGUCAAGUGCACUUUUUGGAUAAUGAUUUCCAAGUUUUCAUUUUGAACUUUGUGCAAACCUCCCUCCAGGAAGACAUACUAUGAUUCCAUUCUGUAAUAUUAUGUUAAAGAAGCCUGAGUGCAGUGCAUUUUUUGGUAAUAUUUGGACACGUGUGUGAAGCUCAAUAGACACACAUGUGGCUACAAUAUUUUCGGAGCCUACAGAGUACACUGCACAGGCGAAGUUACAAGUUUUCUAGAACAUAUAACACACACACAUGCUUUCUGUUAUCUUAAUUAAAUGUGGCUGCAGUCCCACCAAUUCAGAACAGUCCUGUGUGUCGUUAUCUCAACUUUAAUAAACCACAUCAAACCCAGACCAAAUCUAAACCUCUCAUUCCGAUUGGCGGCCACCUGUAGCAUUAAAUCAUUUAUAUUUUUAACAAUUUAGAAAUGUGCAACAUGUCACUUGUCAGGGUUUUAUGCAGAUAUUUAGAUAACGCAAGCGUUUUAAUACAAAGUUCAACUAAUAAUGUUCUAUGUUUUCCUGAUUUUUUUCUGCCGGUCAGUAAAAAAGGGGAUUCAGGUUGUGCAAAUUCUCAAAAUGAAAACAAUUUGUAUGUUAUAUAAUACGUUUUUUGUCUGUUUUAUUAUUAUUUGAUGAUUCUGGUUCUGCUGGCCAGAUGCAUAGUUAAAGUUUUUAUUUUAAUGAUUUAAAUUAACAAACUGUCAGAUCAUAUCGAAUAAGCAUGGUGCUUGCAUUUGAAACUAUUGUUGAAAAGUCAUGCAUUUAACAAUCUUUCGUUUGUUACUGAUUCAACUGUGUUGAAAUCGAACUGAAACUGCAGCAGCGGGUUGUUGUUUUGUUUUCAUAAAUUCCAGUGUACUUGGCCGAUGAUGGGGAUCAAUUUUCAAUCCUGUUUAUAUAAAUAAUAGUUAAACACUAAUUUGAACUGUUUCCAUUCAGGCUGGUUUCUGUUUUGUCUUAUUUUUUGUUGUUUUUGGAAGAAAUUGUUUCCUAUUUUGCUUAUUAAAGUCAUUGAAAUGGCAA
Sphaeramia orbicularis (orbiculate cardinalfish) is the source of this 3754-nucleotide messenger RNA. RefSeq names its product MAF bZIP transcription factor Ba (gene mafba). Lineage: Eukaryota; Metazoa; Chordata; Actinopteri; Kurtiformes; Apogonidae. The transcript has a single exon. Gene Ontology annotation, cellular component: nucleus. Bases 478 to 1707 code for a protein of 409 amino acids. The record is from RefSeq and is a predicted model, not a curated record. Gene Ontology annotation, molecular function: DNA-binding transcription factor activity, RNA polymerase II-specific; RNA polymerase II cis-regulatory region sequence-specific DNA binding. Gene Ontology annotation, biological process: regulation of transcription by RNA polymerase II.